This is a messenger RNA of Monoraphidium neglectum, 2979 nucleotides long. RefSeq names its product flagellar associated protein. Lineage: Eukaryota; Viridiplantae; Chlorophyta; Chlorophyceae; Sphaeropleales; Selenastraceae. The record is from RefSeq and is a predicted model, not a curated record. The coding region runs from base 1 to 2979 and encodes 992 amino acids. The transcript has 5 exons. Gene Ontology annotation, biological process: axoneme assembly; cilium movement involved in cell motility.
AUGGAUGACCAGAGGCCGGCUCUUCUUGAGGUUUGGAAGGUCCUGCAGGCCGCGGAGUCCGAGGCGAGCGUCCCCCACGCCGCCACCCACCCCUCCCGCCCGCCGGCGCCCACGGGCGCCGCGGGCGCCGCCGCGUGCGGCUCCCCGGCCCUCCGCCUGCUGGCGGCCACCCGGGGGCGCCUCGCGGAGGUCGAGCUCCGCCUGGCAAGGCAGGCGGCCGCCCAUGCAGCAUCUGACCGCGUGGCAGCCCGGCCGCCGCUGCCCAUGGUCCCCGGGCUGGGGCCACCCCCCAAGGUGCUGAUUGAUUAUCUAGAUGUGUGUGCCGAUGAGGCGGCGCAGCAGCGCGGAUUCGAUGGCGCCGGUGCCGCGGACGGCGGCGGCCGUGGGGCGCUGCUGUGGGAGGACCGGGCGCUUCUGCACGCAUCGGGCGCCGCGGCGGGUGCAGGCGUGGGCGCGGCGGGCGCGCGCGUGCGUGCCGCCGCGCUGGCUGCGGCGGGGGAGGCGCUCGAGAUGAAGGCGUUAGAGGCGCGGGCCGCCGCCGCGGCGGCGGACGGCGCGCCUGGCGGCGCCGCCGCCGCGAGCCCGCCUGACGGGCCCGCCGCGGCUGCGUUGAGCCAGGUUGGCUCGGCUGCGGACGCGUCUGCGUGCCGGGUCUCGUCUUGUGGUGACCAGGCGCCGCGAGAAAAAGAAGACACAGAGGCGUCGAAUGGAACGGCCGGGCCCGAGGGAUUCUACGGGCACCAGGCGGUCUGUUACUUUGAAUCAGCGCUCGCCGCCGCCGCCGCCGCCGGCGACAUGGCCACCGCGCGCCGCGCCGCGCUCGCGCUCGCGCGCUCAGCGGCGCGGCGCGGCGCGGCCGCCGGCGUGGCCGAGUGGCUGUCGGUGGCGCAGAGCGCGGCGGCGGCGGCGGCAAUGAGGGAGACGUUCAUCGAGGCCGCGGGGCCGUCGGGGCACCCGGAGGUGCUGGCGUGGCGGCGGCACGCCGCGGCCGAGACGGGCGGCCCGCGGCUUGACGGCGUCCCGGCGGGGUGUGGGGCGGCGGGCUUUGUGCAGCAGGCCGACGCGGCCGCGGCCGCCGCGGGCGUCACGCGCGCGCGGCUGCAGCUCGGGCCGCUCCCGUUGCUGGCGCCAACUCUGUCGGCGCUGCCGCCCUCGACGCGCGUGCUGAUCCUUCACCACGACGAAACCGCCGGGGAGCUGUUUCUCGUUGCGGCAAACCUGCCUGCGGCGCAGCCGGCGGCGCCCGCCGCGCCGCCCGGCGCCGCCCAGGCGGCCGGCGCAGGGAGCGGCGGCAGGCCGGCGCAGGGGCUGGGCGCGGGGCAGGGCAACAAGGGCGCCGCUGCACCGGCAGGCGAAGGGGUGGAGGUGGCCGCGACAGCUGAGCCGGUUGUGGCCAGCAUGCGGCUGUCGGCUGAUGAGCUAUCAGAUCUGGUUUCCGAUUUCCGAAAUUACAAGCGUCGGCUUGGGCGGGCGCUAGUGGAGGGCGCGACACAGGCGCAGGAGCGCGCCGCCGCCGCCGCAGCCGCGGCGGCCAAGGCAGCGGCGGCGGCUGCGUCAACUACGGCCGUAGCGGCCGCUGGCAGGGGCGCGCAGCCGCAGAGGCUGGCGGCGUCGCCGACUGGGACCCGUCAAUCGAUGGCCGUCCACGGCGGCAAGGCUGCUGCUGCUGCUGCCGCAGCGGCGGCGCAGCAGCAGCAGCAGCAGCCCGGCUGCGUCCCCGAGGCGCCGCUGCUUGGGGAGGAGUUCAACACAGAGUGGCGAGCCUUGGUGCAGCGUUUUGAGGCGCUGCUUAAACCCCUGGCCCACCUGCUGAUCGCCGCCCUCCCGCUGCCGCUGACGUCGCAGCAGCAGCAGCAGCAGCAGCAGCAGCAGCAGCAGCAGCAGCAGCAGCAGCAGCCGCCAGCCCCUACCACGCCGCCCUCUGCCUCGGGUAGCGGCAGAGCGCCCGCAGCGCCGGCAGCGGGCGAGGGCGGCGGCAGCAGCCAUUCAUUGCUGCUGCUAAUAGACCCUGAGCUGUCCCCCCUGCCUUGGGAGGCCCUGCCGGCCGUGCGUGGCUCUUGCGGCAGCGUCGGCCGGUGCUUCUCGGCCGCACUCGCGCGCCACCUGCUGGCGCCGCCCGGCGGGGCGGCGGCGGCUGCCGCUGCGCCGGCUGCGGGCUCAGCGAAGGGCGCAGCGACGGUGGCGUCGGCGGCAGCAGCGGCGGCGGCUCCGGCUGAGGGCGCGGCGGUGGCGGCUGGCGUGGCGGCGCAGCCUGCGGUGGUGAAUGCUGUGCGGCUGACGUACAUCGUGGACCCCCUCCAUGAAGAGAGCGACGCUGGUCAACAGCAUUCAGGCGAUUACGUCGUCCCCCUGCUGCCCUUGCUUCGGGAGAAGCUGCUCCCAGCUUACGGCGCCCAGUGGCAGGCGGGCCUCGUGGGCACGCCGCCGCUCGGCGGUGCCGGGGCCGGCGCCGUGGUGCCUGCUGACUGCGAGUAUGCAGCGGCGGCCGCGGGGGCGUCGGCGCUACUCUUCAUGGGGGUGGGGCGCUUCCUCGCCUACAUGUCGCCAGAGGUACUCUGCGGCCUGGACCUGUCGGGCUGCACCGCCGCCCUCAUCUUCGACCGCGCCAGCAACGCCGAAGCGGCCGUGCGGCAGCUGCGCCUGGACAACCGCAAGCCGCGCGCGCGGCGCGCGCUCGAGGGCCCGACGCGCGUGGCGAUGCUGCUGCUGCUGCGCGGCGUCCGCUGCGCCGCGCUGACGCCGGUGGCAACGACUACGUGGGCGAACGCGCAGCUGGCGGCGGGGCUGCUCAGGGGCUUGGCAUCCGAGGGCAAGACCCUGGGCGCGGCUGCUGCGGCAGCACUGCAGGGGCUCGGCCAGCACGAGGUGCAGGCGGUGCGCGAGGCGGGGCUGGUUGUGUGGGGCCUGCCGUUUGCGGCGGCGCCGGACGCAGGGGAUGGCGGGAAAAAGGGCGGCAGGGGCGGCGCAGCGAGGAAGUAG